GGAAAGGCACCAGCAGGGAGGGAGGCUGCUGCCUCCAGUCUGCUACCUGGGAGAGCCAUGAGCUUGUAGUCGGAUGCAGGCUCCGGACCUGACCCGCUGGCUGCCACACCAGGGCUGGGAGGAGAGGGGCAGGAUGCAUCUGCUGCUGCUGCAGUAGUCUGACAAUGGGAGAGGAGGAGGCUGCUGCCUAGGGCUGGGAUUGGCACUGGGAGAAUAAGGGUGUUUUGUAGGCUAUACCUGGCCUCACAGUUGGGUUUAUUGAAUUAUUUUGGGGAGAAACUAGAAAAUGUUAGGGAAAGUGAUAAGGAAGGAGGCCGCAUACCACAAUGCAGGUCACUCCAGCACUAAAGUCCUCUCCACCUUUAAAGAUCUCGAAUUCCUCGUGAGGACAGCACAAGGGCCGUGCUGGAGAAUGACUGAGAGAUCAGCAAGAUACCUGUCCUUACUGCUGUGAUACUAUAGUAGAGGGAAGACUCUCUUGUGUUAAUCAGCAGCAGCUGGAUUGCCUGGACCAGGAGAAAAGAUCUGGAAACAGUGAUCUACAGGCGGAGAACGUGCUCAUUCACUAUCACAAUGCAGUGACAAGCGUGGAAAUAAUGGGCUGCUUGCUGGCAAAGCUGAAGCCGCAGGUCUACAGGCAAUAAACAGAAGCCAGUACGUUUGAAAUGUCUCUGUGUAGAAGUCAGUGACUUGCUGCUGGGCCGCCCAUAGAAACUAACGUCACAUCCUCAGCCGUCAUCAAGACAAAGCCAAUAGUCCUCUCUUAUGUGAAGUCUGUACACUGGGGUUCAGUAAUCAGCUGCCGUGUCGUUUAAUAAUCCAGUUAUGAGAGAAAUUUUUUUUUUUUCAUCUUUUGGCAUUUUAAAAUAAUCUUGAAUAUUCAGUAAAUCAUUUGGAUAAAUGAAUGGACUCAUUUUACUACAAAAUUCUUAAAUUUUUAUUGAAGUUUUGAAUUUUUUUUAAGGAUUCGCCAAAUUCCAAGGUACAGGUUAAAAAAAAAAAAAUCAUAAUUUGUAGGUCAUUUGCUUUCCAAACAAAAACUUUCUGCCUGGUGUUUCGGCUGUGUCGUACCGCGGCGCCCCCUGCAGUUGUUAUAUUUGUCAUGGCGAUGGCAGAGAAGUGCGACUUCAUCGUUAAUAUGUAUGGGUAUGAUCUGGGCGGCCACUUUGUGGAUUUUAAGCCUUUAGGGUUUGGGGCCAACGGACAGGUCCUGUCUGCCACCGACCUCAAAACCUCUCGAAAGGUGGCGGUGAAGAAGAUCACCAUCAGCGACUGUCGCGGCAUGAAGCACGCCUUGCGGGAGGUUAAGAUAAUCCGGCAUCUUAGCCAUGAUAAUAUUGUGAAGGUGCACACUGUGUUGGGACCUAGAGGGGCUGAUCUGCAAGGUGACAUCUUCAGGUACAAUGUGGUGUACAUCGUGCAAGAACACAUGGAGACGGAUCUUGCCCGGUUGCUGGAGCAGGGUCCGCUGAGUGAGGACCAUGCCAAGCUUUUUAUGUACCAGCUUCUACGUGGACUGAAGUACAUCCACUCAGCCAAUGUGCUCCACAGGGACCUGAAGCCUUCCAACAUCUUCAUCAGUACAGAUGACCUCGUACUUAAGAUCGGUGACUUUGGGCUGGCCAGGAUCGUGGACCAGCAUUACUCGCACAAGGGUUAUCUGUCAGAAGGAUUGGUGACUAAGUGGUAUCGAUCUCCCCGUCUUCUCCUCUCACCUAAUAACUAUACAAAGGCCAUUGACAUGUGGGCCGCCGGCUGUAUACUAGCAGAGAUGUUGACAGGACGGAUGCUCUUUGCAGGCAAUCAUGAACUGGAGCAGAUGCAGCUAAUCUUAGACACAAUCCCCGUGAUUCACAAGGAAGACAAGGAAGAACUGCUCAAAGUGAUGCCCUCAUUUGUCAACUCCGACUGGGUGGUAAAGAGGCCUCUGAGGAAACUGCUUACUGAGAUGAACCUGGAAGCUAUUGAUUUUUUGGAAAAGAUUUUGACCUUUAACCCCAUGGACCGAUUAACAGCUGAAGAUGCUCUGCAGCAUUCCUACAUGUCCCCAUAUUCCUGCCCAGAAGACGAGCCAAUAUCUCUGCAUCCUUUCCGCAUUGAGGAUGAAAUUGAUGACAUCCUGCUGAUGGAGGCCAGCCAGAGCCAGCUGUCUAACUGGGACAGGUAUCAAGUGAGUUUUUCUUCUGACCAGGACUGGAGACAAGAUCAAAACCUUGGUAUGAGUGAUGUCCAACGUGAUCCUCGUGCUGGAUCAGGAUCACAGGCUGAAGAAGCUCAGGUGGACCCACGAAAAUACUCUCAAAGUAGCUCAGAAAGAUUCCUAGAACAGUCCCAUUCAUCUAUGGACCGUGUUUCUGAAGGAGAUUGCGGAAGGUCUUGUGAAUAUAAAGUGGGAUCUCCUUCCUACUUGGAUAAAUUACUGUGGAGAGACAACAAACCACACCACUACUCAGAACCUAAACUCAUUUUAGAUCUUUCCAACUGGAAAAAAACAAUUCCACCUACAGGAGACAUGGCCAUGGAAGAAGAGCCCUCCAAUCUCUUUCUGGAGAUCGCUCAGUGGGUCAAGAGCACUGAGGCGGGUCUUGCGUGCCCAACAAGUCCUGUGCCUGAGGCACAAGAGCCCCAUCAAAUGUGUCCUCCUCAUCAGGAGGCACCCAGUGAUAUCACCAAGGAUGCUGAAUCUUCUUUCAAUUUGGAUGUUUUUAUCACCAGAGCACUAAAAUUGUGUACGAGCCAGGAAGACUUGCCAGACAACAAGCUCAAUGACAUCAAUGGGGCUUGUAUUCCAGAGCACCCAAAUGACAUUCCACAGAAGGAAGUAUUUCAUAAGGACAGGUGGUAGUAUUUUCACAAAGCAUUUAUAAUGAUACACAAGCGAUAUGACAAAAGGAAUAUUUUGCUGAGCACAUUUUUUUUUUAAACAGACAUUGGAAUUUUUAAAUGCAAUGUACUAAGAUAACUCUUAAUAUCUCAGAGAACAUUCGAGAUCAAGGUCCUAAAAAAUCUUUUCUGUACUGGUAGAUGUAAUUUCAUUACAUUGUAAACUUAAUGCCUUUUAUUUAAAGGUUAGCACAGAUCAAUGCUCAAUAUUUGAUGCCUUACAAUACUUGAUGAAAGGAGUGUGAAAAGUAUACCAUACCAUUUAUCCAUUUUAUAAAUUAUCAAAGCUACCACUACCACAUGAUUCCUGAAUAUAAAAGAAUUGCAAAAUGUGAAAGAUUAUAUUAGAUUUAUUAAAUAGUAUGCAUAAAAAAGACCCAAAAAGUUUUAGAAAAACUUAAAUUGUAGCUUAAAAAAAAAGUUCUUUCUCAUUUAAAUUCAGUGUAGUGCUAUUUAGUUUUUUUGGUUUCUUAAAAAAAAAAUUCAGUAUAAAUUUAUUUUUGCAUCCGUUUUGAACAUUUGAACAAAACAUACGGUACAUGAAAUAAUAAUAAUACUUUUAAAAAUACAAGCAAUUAUAUUACGUGAAGUACCAAUUUGACUUUAUAUUUUGAACAUGACAUAUAUUGUAAUACACAGUUAUUGAUACAUAUUUAUUAUAUUCACAUUUAUCAUAUGUUAGAGACUAGUAUAUAUCCUCCAGAGUGGAAAUAAUAUAAUUACAGCAUUAUAAAUUGAACAGAUUUUGGAACAAUGAAAAUUUGUGUGUAAAAUAUGAACAGAGGGCACACUUUGCAAACAAAUAAUAUAUAUCUGUUUAUAUAACUUAAUUUCUUUAAUUACUUAGAGAUUAACAUUAAUAUAUGAAUGUAGAAUAUUUAACUUUGAAAUAUUUUUUAAAUUGUAAAUCAUUGAAUGUUUUAUCCUUAAAUGUCACCAAAAAGACAAAUCAAGGAUUUUAUGGUUAGGAAUUGUCAAUGAGGUCUCUAUAAAAAAUUAGCAAUAGGUGUUAUACUGUAUACAUUAUUUACAGUCUUUUUUUAAGUAUUUAUGCUACCAUUUGAUUUCUUUGAAAUUUUUAAAUAACCAUAACAAACAGGGACAAACACAUUUGAUGUUUUGUAACUUCUAUUAGCACCCUUUAACAAAUAUAUGAAUAAAACUUAAAAAAAUUAAAUACAUUAAUUGUGAAUUCUUAAAUAUGUUUCAAAUCAGCAUACUGAAAAUAUUUUAUUUGCAGUAAAGAUCUUAUUAGUUUAAAAAAUGUGGUACUGGCAAUAUUUGUACUGCACAUAAAUGGAGUGAUACAUAUGGCUUCUUCAUCUGUACGGAAAAUGUAAGUGUUUAUCUCAGAACAAAUAACAGUUUUUAACAAAAAAUAUUCAGUUGCGUAGGCAUAACCAAAAAAAUAGUGGAAUUUUAAGGAAUAAUUCCACCUAAAAUGUACUCAUUUUUGUUUUAAGCUAACAUCCUUAUUUUCCCUAAUUACAAGGAAUACUGGGAUCCUGUGUAGGGGAACACAUCAUUUCUGGAUAAAUGAUGAGAUAGUUUAGAAUUCAGGAACUGACAGUGUGCAGGUUUUAGGAACUGACCCAGUGCAGCUUUCAGCUUUCAGGAACUGACCCAGUGCAGCUUUCAGGAACUGACAGUGUGCAGGUUUCAAGAACUGACAAAGUGCAGGUUUCAGGAACUGACAGAGUGCAGGUUUCUCAGUUUGCAGGUUUCAGGAACUGACCGAGUGCAGGUUUCAGAAACUGACCGAGUGCAGGUUUUAGGAACUGACCGAGUGCAGGUUUCAGGAACUGACUGAGUGCAGGUUUCAGGAACUGAUUGAGUGUAGGUUUCUCAGAUUGCAGGUUUCAGGAACUGACUGAGUGCAGAUUUCAGGAGCUGACAAAGUUGUGAUGUCUAGUAUGGAUCCCAAGAGUUGUGGGUUUAAGUAAAAGUUACAUUUGAGGUUGAAUAUCUAGGUACCAAUGAACUAUGUGAUGCUGGCUGCUUCUAAAACAGACAACAAUUUUCCCCACAUGUCGUGAGGCCAAAACAAUAUCUAGUUUCUAUUGACAUCUGAUCAAGAUUAAUUAAAUGUUAAAAGGAAUUGUCAGCUAGUGUCUGGCAGCACUCUACGUGCCCCAAUGAAAGCAGCCAUUUGUCCCAAGUGCCCAGUGGCCAGUCCUGUCCAAUUUCAUUGCCUGUGUGUGGCCAAAAAUAGACAUAAGUCUGACCAGUAGGUUUUUUUUCUAAUGGUACAAAGGUACCAACACUGUUUUUUUGUAUCAUUUUGUAAUUCUUAUAACUAGUUCCAGUACCAGUUGUCUUAUGCCAAUUAUCUAGGCUUUUUUGGCAAAUGUAUUAUUAUUAUUUUUUAAUACAUUUAGAUAAGUAGAAGCCUUUUUAUUUUGCGACCAUAUAGCUGAUCAUCUCCAUAAUUAAUUAUGGUUUAAUAAAGUCUACAAUAGCAUGGUCCACCGAAUGUUACUCAUUGUCAGAAGACCGGACUAUAAAAGCCAAGGUUACCUUGUAUGGAUGUUGAACCUGAAGAAUGUGAAAGCAUUAUGUAUUUGUAUAGAGUAUUCUUGCUGUUGGUAUAAUUUUGUUCAGUGGUUUAAUUCUGUGUCUUAUUUCACAAUAUCAGCUCUGAAACGUGCUACUGGUAUAUCUCUCUUUAGAGGUAUACACUUAUAUAACUAACAUAAAUUGACCUAUUAAAAUAACAACUUCAGUCCAA
Pseudophryne corroboree (corroboree frog) is the source of this 5611-nucleotide messenger RNA. RefSeq names its product mitogen-activated protein kinase 4 (gene MAPK4). Bases 1103 to 2845 code for a protein of 580 amino acids. The transcript is spliced from 7 exons. Gene Ontology annotation, cellular component: cytoplasm; nucleus. Gene Ontology annotation, molecular function: ATP binding; MAP kinase activity. The record is from RefSeq and is a predicted model, not a curated record. Gene Ontology annotation, biological process: protein phosphorylation; intracellular signal transduction. NCBI's taxonomy places the organism in Eukaryota, Metazoa, Chordata, Amphibia, Anura, Myobatrachidae.